AUGGACCUAAAGAUGGACAAGGGCAAAAUUGCAGCCCAGUGCGGCCACGCGACGCUAGCUGCCUACAAACUGGCCAAGCGCAUCACGCCUCACUAUGUACAGACUUGGCAGAAGCUUGGCCAAACCAAGAUUGCCGUCAAGAUUCCCGACGAGCAGCAGCUCAUGGCGCUGGCCGACGCGGCCAAGGCGCUCGGCGUGUCCGCCCGUGUGAUCCAGGAUGCCGGCCGUACCCAGGUGGACCCCGGCAGCCGCACCGUCAUCGGUCUCGGCCCUGCACCGAUCUCGGUGAUGGACCAGCUCACCCGGCAAUUCAAACUGCUGUAA
Messenger RNA from Malassezia japonica, 324 nucleotides. RefSeq names its product aminoacyl-tRNA hydrolase. NCBI's taxonomy places the organism in Eukaryota, Fungi, Basidiomycota, Malasseziomycetes, Malasseziales, Malasseziaceae. Gene Ontology annotation, cellular component: mitochondrion; cytosol. Gene Ontology annotation, molecular function: peptidyl-tRNA hydrolase activity. The record is from RefSeq and is a predicted model, not a curated record. The transcript has 4 exons. Bases 1 to 324 code for a protein of 107 amino acids.